Messenger RNA from Solanum tuberosum (potato), 3807 nucleotides. Its product is annotated as F-box protein At2g26160-like. The transcript is spliced from 6 exons. The record is from RefSeq and is a predicted model, not a curated record. Lineage: Eukaryota; Viridiplantae; Streptophyta; Magnoliopsida; Solanales; Solanaceae. The coding region runs from base 357 to 1544 and encodes 395 amino acids. Gene Ontology annotation, molecular function: protein binding.
CCCCCGCAGAAGACAAAUAUGCUCCAUUCCACCCUGCCCUUCCCCGCCCCGCCCAUUAUCAUCCCUUUGAUAAAUAAAAGCAAAAUCCAACAAGUAAAUGAUAAAUUUCUGUCAAUUGUUUUAUUCUACCAACCAAACACCACUCUGACAGUGUGCAGUGUUCCUGGAGCUCCCCCCGUCUCACCACCGUACGUGGAGAGUUCCGGCUGUCCCAUCGCCAAACAAAAUUGCGACUGAAGAAGAAACCGCAGCUUGCUUAUUCAUCUUAUCAGUGUUGGUGAGGACAUAAAUUAGGUAUUUUCCUAACAUUUUCUCAAAAUUAUUGUCAAAUCAGUUCGCUAGCUAGGGCUUGAAAGAUGCAUGGUUGGUCGAAACUUCAAAGUGAUCUUCUGGGUGUAAUUCUUAGUCGUUUGGAUUUGAUUGAGGAUUAUUUUAAUUUCAGUAGUGUCUGUAAAUCCUGGUAUUCGGUGGCCAAUGAGCACAGUUUUAUCAGUAAUUUGCCUAAGGUUCCAUGGCUAAUGCUAGCCGAGGAGGAAGACGGUGAUGGUGAUGAUGAGGAUGAUAAUAUCUGUAGGAAAUUCUAUAGUUUCUAUAAUGACAUGGUUUUUAAAAAGAGAAUUCUGGAAACCCAUGGGAAAAGAUGUAUGGAAUCUAUGGAAUGGCUUAUCACUGUUGGAAAAGAAGACGGUGAAAUCAAUCUGUUGCAUCCUUUUUCGGGUGUACAAAUCCAACUGCCUCAUCAAAAUACCACAAAACUUUAUGAAUUCUACCAGACUCGCAUUCCAUGGAACUUUGUCAAGAAAGCUGUUCUCUCAGCCAAUCCUUCUCAUACAGAUGACUAUGUUCUUAUGGUCAUUGAGGGAAGUUUCAAGUUCCUGAGUUUUUGGAGACCAGGAGAUUUUUUAUGGACCAGGAUUACCAAGCCCAUCCACUUUGGACAUUUUAGUGAAGUGUUAUAUUUUAAUGGCAAUUUUUAUGCAGUGAGUUGUGGCGGUUCCAUCCAAGUUUGUGAUGUCGCUGGCCCUGAACCUGCUAGUAGUCGUAACAUAGCGCAGCUAGAACCAUUGGCUGAUUGUAAUUAUUACAUCCUAGAAUCACUAGGAUCAUUAUUUGUAGUUACGCAAAGUGGUGUUGGUUUAAGGUGCGUGCAAGAUGAUCGCGAAAGAAUUCCUUUGACGUACAUCCCAACUAUAAAUAAUGACGAGGAGGAUAUGUCGUAUGCGUACGAAACACAAAAUUUUGUUAUUUUCAAUAUUGAUUUAGAUGCUCACAGAAAUACGCCAAUUAGGGAUUUAGGGGACAGAGCUUUUUUCCUGGGUGCUAAUGCCUCUUUUUCGGUCCAAGCUUCUCUAUUUCCAGGAAUCAAGCCCAAUCAUAUAUAUUUUGCAGAUAAUUGUUUAGGUGCAUACCUCUAUUUCGAAGAAGGAGGCGGCUUGUACAUGGGAGUGUUCAACUUAGCAGAUGGCAGUAUCCAGCCGCAUUAUGAUGGUGUUUCCCCCAGUCGCGUUUGUCCUCCAAUUUGGGUCACACCAACUCUAUGUUAAAAUUGGACAAAGAUACUCUCGUCAGUGGUUAUGCUACCUGGCUUCAAGGCAUCCAUUGAUCCAUCAAAUCCAGUUACAUCUGCUGAUGUUCAUAAGAUUUUUGAGAAUCUUGCUCAGAAGUGCAGACGUAUGGCUUAAGUUAUUUUGGAUGUUCAAGAAUGUAGCAUAAUUUGCAGCUACACAUCUAGCGUAAAUUGUAAAUGGCUGGUUGGUCAGAGCUUCCGCAGGAAUUGUUGAGGUUGAUAGAUCAUUGUCUUGUUACAUUACUAAUAAAGUCCGAGUCACAUGUGUUUGUACUUCAUGGAGGUCAGUAUUACAAACUAUUUCUAGUAUUAAGGGAGUUCAGCCAUGGCUGCUGCUGUCUCGUGAUGAUUAUACAAACGAAAAAUAUGUAAGGUUUCUUAUUAGCAUACAUGAAAGAAGAGUUGGUCACUACCUUAAGGUCCCAGAGGUCCUUGGUAAUAAAGAGUUUUGCCGUUCUUCCCAUGGAUGAUUAGUUUCUAUUGAAAAUGACACUCCUAAAAUCACUUUGUUAGUCUGUUUAACCCAAUCACUAGGGUUGAAAUCACCCUUCCAGCAAGGUAUAAGUUUCCUUCUCUGUGAAAGUAUUGGGCAAAGAAGCUUGAAACUGAAUAUGCGUUUGAAGUUCAUGAUGGCCAGACUUUAUUCCUUCCGGCAGAUCUGGUCAACACAUGUCUGUUAUUCAAAGUUGGCACUUCUUUAAGUUCUAUCUCAAGCAAACAGAACUCUGUAAUUGUUUCCUUCUAUGGUGGUAAUUAUAACUUGACCCUGCAAACUUGGAGAUACUAAGUGGAUAUCCAUUUCCAAAACAGGAUGCCAUCUUUUAUCACUACCAGAAGAAACACCUUUAAUGGCAAUUAAUUAGAUGUUAGUGAUUUAUUCCUUUUUCUCAACUAUUAGCGGCAAUUAGACAUUAGCCGAGAGUAAAGACCUUUUCACUGGCCAUUGAAGAGAAUAGCCACAAAAAGUUGGUACUAAAUAGAGUAAUAUAAACAAUUUGAAAGCGAAUUUUUCCUAAUCUUAUCUUCCCUCCCUCUUCUCAUUUCCCUCCUUGUAAACCUAGAACUGACAGAAACCUAAAAUCCUGGUCGCUUGUUCUCCGAUGUUUCAGUGUAUCUGCAAUUGUUUUAUUGAGGAUUUUGAAUUUGUGAUGGAUUUUAGAUAUUCUGGACGGGAACGAUGCAGAAAAGGAAGGUGAGCUUGUUUGAUGUAGUGGAUGACUCGUCGGCAUUGGCGAAGAAAGCCAAUGGAAGCUUAAAUGGUGGAAACAGCAUGACACCUUCGAUCAACAAGUUGUCCUAAAAGCCUUACUCCCAGAUAUUCUAUGAGAUUUUGGACGUUAGCUCUCAAGAGCUUGGUUGACAUAAGCAUGGAGUCAUUACUCCUCUCUCAGAGCAAUUGACAAAGCCAUUAGCCCAUUACCCAAUGCCAUGAUUUGCAUUACUCUGAAGGAGUUGUUUGGUGGUGCCCAUAAUCUUCUUCCAGUAGGCCAAAGGUGCAGCAUCUGUAUUGAGUUUUCUGACAGAGUCAUUGGCACUUUCUAAGCAUGUGGCCAAAGGUUAUCAAAUACUUCAGUGUUACAGUCAGUUUUGGUGAGUAUACUGUAUCCAAUAUUAAAGAUCAAAUGUCAUCAAUCUCAUUUCUGGUCUUGAAAUUUGCAGGAAGUGUCAAGUCACUCAUAAGCCUGCCUUGUUUCAUGUCCCAUGUGGCUAUACUCGUUGCAGUACGUGAGGCUACUAAGGAUGUACGUCAAAUUCCUGUUGGGAUUGAAGAUGUUAGUGACUUAUAGACAGCCUAGACAAUGCGCUUAGAACUGGGCUAGCAUAGAGCAUGGAUUGUCACCCGCCACACGUCUAAGCAAGGAUAAUUGUCUCAAGGUCUUGCGAAUAUCAGAUUGUUAAGGGGAGCAUAAGAUCAAGAUACUUGCAAGUCCAUAUAUGAGUUAGAUAAUUCUAGUAAACAGUGUUUGGUUAAAUAUAUGAUUGAUUUAACUGCCAUAAUAAUUUCUCAGGUUACUCACAAUUAUUGCAUUGUUAUCGAAGUUGUACGGGAUGAGAGUGGGAACGGCAAGGUAUAGAGUGGUCAUAGGUGUAAUGAUAUGGUACCUGUCUUGGCAUAGUAUUAUUUGAUCAUAUAUUUUCAGUAACUCAUUUAUUAUGUAAUAUUGUAAUUAUUAUUAGUAAGCACGAUAACUAAAAUAGAUCGAAAGGGAAUAAAUGUUUAGCAUGAGAGUUUUUGCAUA